Molecule: messenger RNA, 4429 nt
Organism: Sebastes umbrosus (honeycomb rockfish)
Lineage: Eukaryota; Metazoa; Chordata; Actinopteri; Perciformes; Sebastidae
Gene: rab6ba
Product: RAB6B, member RAS oncogene family a
Exons: 8
Coding region: 243-899 (218 amino acids)
Molecular function (GO): GTP binding; GTPase activity
Source: RefSeq, a predicted model, not a curated record
CCCCCGGUGAGGAGAGAGUCAUCACGGAGCCGAGCCGGUGCAGCAGCAGAGUGCUCCCAUCACCAAGAGACAGAGAGACAGACAGAGAGAGAGAGCGGGGCUGAACGGAAACACAACCGCCUGCUCCACCCAGCAUCCUCACCGACCAACACCGACCUCGAGUGGGAACAACACAAGUCCCCUCAGCCUGUCCUCAGCCUGUCCUCCGGUGUCCACAGUGUCUCCUCCUCCUCCUCCUCAACAUGUCCGUGGGCAGUGACUUUGGAAACCCUUUAAGAAAAUUCAAACUGGUCUUUCUGGGGGAGCAAAGUGUUGGAAAGACGUCUCUGAUCACACGGUUCAUGUAUGACAGCUUUGACAACACGUAUCAGGCCACAAUUGGAAUUGACUUCCUGUCGAAAACCAUGUACUUGGAAGAUCGAACGCCUUCUCAGCUGUCUCUGUCUGAACCCCAGGUGAGGUUGCAGCUGUGGGACACGGCGGGACAGGAGCGCUUCAGGAGCCUCAUUCCCAGUUAUAUACGGGACUCAACUGUGGCUGUGGUGGUCUACGACAUUACAAAUGUUAACUCAUUCCAGCAGACGUCAAAAUGGAUCGAGGAUGUGAGAACAGAGAGAGGAAGUGAUGUCAUCAUCAUGCUUGUAGGCAAUAAAACAGACCUGGCAGAUAAGAGGCAAAUCACAAUUGAGGAAGGGGAACAGAGGGCUAAAGAGCUGAGCGUCAUGUUCAUAGAGACCAGCGCCAAGACAGGUUACAACGUCAAACAGCUGUUUCGGCGUGUGGCAGCUGCUCUUCCCGGAAUGGAAAGUAUGCAAGAAACAAGCAAAGAGGGGAUGAUCGACAUCAAGCUGGACAAACCGCAGGAGCCCCAGACUACCGAAGGCGGCUGUUCCUGUUAAUACUCAGCACCGUCCGGGAAAAAAACCCACAUCAUUUACGCCACAUGCUUGUUAUGUUGCUUCCUAUUGGUUAACCUGCAGUUGACUUUGCACGUUGAGAAUCUGGCCUCCUCACCUGACUAUUGGUCAUUGGUUGGAACUAGCAAUAUGUGAAUUUGGUUCUAAAGUAGUGUAGCCUACUUUGUUAUUAAUGAAACUGCCAAAAAGUCUUACAACUUGCAAAAAAAAAAAAAAGAUAGAAAAAGACAAAGAUGUGAUAAAAAGAUCCCCAAGUUACAUAUGUGGAUACGAUUUUUUUAAGUAGAAAAGGAAGUUUCCCCAGUUUCUUUUUUGUAUUUUUGUAUAUUCAGGGAAAUCUCUCUCUGGAAGGAUGUUUUUUUUAAAAGAUGCAACAACUAAGCUCUGUGUUUGAGGGCUUGAUAAGAUCAGAUGGCUUUAGACGUGUUUUUAUGGAUCCCACUCAUGUUAUAGGCAAAAAUGGAGAUCCUCCCCACAUUAUUAGCCAAAUGUUAAUCCCCCUUACCUAACCCUGAACAUAGCCAUUUUAGACUUUAUACCUACACUUAAUCAUCUCAAGGCUUAUUGCCUAAACAGAACCAGUUUUGAUCUUAAAGGUUCUCUAUACGAUUUUCAGAGCAUUAAUAUAGCUGCAAACAGUUAUUUGCUAUGUAAAGAUAUAGAGGAUUAAUGUCUACCUGAGCAGAGAAGGAAGUCACUCUCCCUCUGUGUGUGUUGUAAUCCGAGCUUCUCCGUGCUUUGUUUACAUAGCCGGGCUGGCUGUAUGUGCAUUUUAAUGCAUGUGAGUAGAGUUGAGUGAUUUCCGGUUUUGCUGGUCCGGUUCGGUGUACGAACUUACACCGGUUUGAUUCAAUGCCAACCGGUUAAACAGGUAUUUGUCAUUAUGACAAAUUAUGGAAAAUUUUAAAGUAGCCAACAUCGGCAACAGGUGCCGACGGCAUCACGGCGCUAAAUCCAGCUUGUAUUGCAUUAAUAAUAAGCAAUAUGACAAUGUGAUUAACAUAAUAUUAUGUUUAUUUUUAAACAGACUAACGGAGCCAGCAGUCCCCAUAAAACUGGUUAACACUGUUAGCUCUGUCAGCACUGUUGCCAUUGUUUCCACUGUUAGCGCUGUUAGCUGCUAGCCGCCAGCUCAGCCGUCUCCAUGUUGAGAGCCAUGUGGAGGCAAUAGACAUGCUUUUGAAUUCCGUGUACAGAGGCAAAGUCCCUACCCUUCUGGUGGACCCCAUGGGACCUUAUUUCGGAUAUUUUGGAUGUACGGUAGUCAACGGAGAGAGACAAAUAUGUUUUGAUCCUGUUUGAAUUACGCCAUGAAUCACACAUAUGAUGUUUGUCAAUUUAAAACGUAAUUUUGCAAGUCAAGAAAACCACAGUUUGUUGUGGGUUUGUCGUAGUAUCAUUUAGUUUUGUGUGAAACUGCUCAGUGAACUAAAUCUCUCGUCUCGAACAAUAUACGUCACCAACACUAGCUAGCUAGCUAGCUUAGCUAUGUUCCACGCACAAAUUAAACGUUAUCUUACCUGAUGUAUUUUAUCCAGUGAUUUUUAUCAACCGGGAAGUGAAAGAAGGAUCAGACCCGUUGCUGUUGCAAAAUUAUAUUUUAAAUUGACAAACAUCAUAUGUGUGAUUCAUGGUGCAAUUCAGACUGGAUCAAAACAAAAUUUGUCUCUUGCCGUUGACAACCGUUCAUAUUUUUCUGAAAUAAGGUCCUAUAGUGGUCCACCGGACUCUCUAUAGAGAACCUUUAAGCCUAACCCCAGCCUUCCGUUUUGGCGAGCCAAUCAUGGCACUGCUGCCCAUAACCCCUGUGGGAUCCAUAACUUUGCUUUGAGGUCGUUACAGGAAGUGAACAGUAACAUCUUGAGUAUCUAAUGCAUGCCUAGUUUUUGAGCAUAGGUACUGUCUACCAGUGUACACAAGUUUGAAUAUGUAAAUGGUACCAUUACACCAGUGACAUAAUGCACUCUGAUAAUGACUGUCUUUCUGUUGAUGAAAACUGUUGAACUUGAUUUGUAUACUUGACUUCAGAAUAUCUCUUCGUCGUGCGUGCGUGUAAAUGUGUGCUUUCUGUAUAGGCAACGUUAGAAUGCAGUUAUAUAGAGGGCCACUGCCAAGUCGCGUCAUUCUCGCCACAUCAUGGCACCAUUUAGGUCACCAUUUGUUUGCAGCGUGUCAUAGAUUCCCCCCCCCCCCCCACCCCCCACUCACAACAAUAUGACCGUUGCAUCGUGUAAUAUUUUGGUAGUUGUGAUUACGGUAGUCUGCACAUAUGCUGUAGGUGAGCAGUGGAGAAUCAAAGGCCUUGCCUUGUGUCACAGAGGAACGUAAAGACAAAGUUCCCCGUGUGGUGAUGUGUAGACUUUAAUGUCGGUUCUGUAAUCGAAAACAGACCGCUAACAUUGUAAACCAGUUCCAUUCCUGACAGAAGACUAAUUUGCACAUAUAGACCUUUCAGGUUAAUAUGAAGUUCUGAGAAGCUUCAUUGUAAAUGUACAGUCACUUAACUCAAGACCCGUCUGAUUGUCACGUGACGCAUCCCCACUGAGAUGAGGGUUUCUUUGCUGCUUGUGUUUAAACUGACUACUGACGUUAUGCAAUGUUGUUUAAAUUUGGUCUUUUUUUCAUUUUUAGAGCCAGGUAUCAUAACAUACUGGUGGUGAGGUGGUGAAGUCAGCCAGUGUUGAGAACACUACUUUGAUUUGACUCGUCUCUGAAGUGAAAUCUUACUGCACUUUUUGAAGAACAUGUUUUAGAAUUAGAGUGACAAUGUAAGUCUUAGAAACAUGGUAAAAAAAAAAAAAAUCUUUAUCUCCAGAGCGCGUGGAGUACUGUGUAAAUGUUUAUGAAUUGUUCACACACAUGUCCAAAAAAGGGGAGCACUCUUGUGAAAACUAGUGAACCUUUCUAACCCACAUAUAAUGAGCCAAAUAAUAAUAAUACUAAGAGACAGAGUUGGAUCAAAUACCACAGGAGUUAUUGACUGGAACACACUCUCUCGUGGGUUUGGGAAUGACAAAGACAGGUUGCGUUUCAAGUUAUAAUCUGGAACUGAAAGAAAAAAGUAAUAAUGUAUCGACCCUCUGUGUUGCUGCCUAUUUAUUAUCUCCCAACAGGAAUGUACUGCUCUCAUUACCGACCACACAGCCUUGUAAGGAGAGCACUUUUUGAGAAAUGACUCGAUGGGUAUUUAUUUUUAAAUGAGAACAAGUGAUUAAUCAGUUGCUGUAGACUUUCCUCUGUAUUUAUUCCCCUUCCAUAUUAAAGUAGAGUCCCAUUUAGAGGCCCAUUUUAGCAUUCCCUGGAAAUGGACCAAGUAGUGCAACAAAUGUCUUAACGUGUCGGGGGGUCUGCAUUUGAGGAUGGAGGCCUUCGUCAUUCCCUGGGGGGGGGUGUAUGUUCUGUCACAGCUCUGUGCAACGGACCUGAUCAGUCCAGAGCUGACUCUCCAUUCACACUGUACAGAGAUCUAGCAUGUCUCUCCAAAUGAUUAAUAAAGAUGUCUUAUUACCAAA